AGUGUUUAAUUGUACAACCUGGCAGUUCUAAUAUAAGAAGUAAAAAUGAGUACUGUAGAUUGGGAUGAAGUUAAAAGAUUAGCAGCAGAUUUUCAAAAAGCACAAUUAAGUUCUACAUUACAAAAGCUAUCAGAGCGUAAUUGUGUGGAAAUUGUAACAAAGUUAAUAGAGGAUAAAUUGUUAGAUGUAAUAUUUACCAAUGAUGGUAAAGAAUAUGUUACACCGCAGCAUCUUAGCAAAGAAAUUAAAGAUGAAUUGUAUAUUCAUGGUGGAAGAAUUAAUUUGGUUGAUUUGUCACAAAUUCUUAAUGUUAAUUUGUCUCAAGUAUCUAAAGUAGCAAAUGACAUAGAGAAACAUACUAAAGGCUUAAAGAUAAUACUUGGGCAGCUAAUUGAUAAAACUUAUGCAAGCAAAAUUGCUGAAGAAAUCAAUGACAAACUAAUGCAACAUGGUUCUAUUAAUGUGUCAGAAUUAACAAUACAAUAUGAUUUACCAGCUGACUUUUUACAAUCAUUAAUUGAAAAAGAAUUAGGAAAAACUAUAUAUGGUAAACAAGAUGCACAAGAUUCUAGAGUGUUUUAUACAGAAAGCUUUAUAGCUAGAAAUAAAGCAAAAAUAAGAGGAGCCUUAUCUGCAAUUACAAAACCUACGGCAUUAUCAGCAAUUCUAGGACAAUGUUCUGUUUCAGAAAGAAUAUUUUUCUCAGUUGUAGAUAGCUUGCAAGAAAUGAAACAAAUUCCUGGUAUUGUAACAGGAAAACAAGGAACAAAUAGUCUUUAUAUACCAAGUAUAUAUUCCAAAAGUCAAAAUGAAUGGGUAGAUAAUUUUUAUAAACAAAAUGAUUAUUUAGAAUAUGAUGCACUUACUCGUCUUGGAAUAUCAGAUCCACAAAAUUUUAUAAAGCGUCAUUUUCCAAAUGAAAAUAUAGUCUGCUUAGAUUCUGUUGCUGUAGGUACAAGUAUUAGGGAUCAAAUUGAUUCAAAUAUUGAAGAAGCUAUUGUAACAGGAUCUUUUGUUGAUAUAAGUCCUCUUCUACCAUCUGUAUUCUCUGAUAAAGAUAUGGAAAUGCUUCUUAAGAUUGCAGAAAAAAAAAUAAAUAACAAUACAUAUGUAUUUGCAAAAACUGUAGUAAUGUCCAAUGCAUUUUUACAAUCAUUGAUUAAAUCUUUUGAAACAAUGGCAGAAGCAAAAGCUAGAGAAGCUGUAGCUAGUGGACAAUGGUUCCAAACAAUAGUAGAGAACAGGAUUAAAUCUAAAUCGGUAGAUCUAAUACUUGAAAGUAAAGGAAGUAAGAAAGAAGAACGACGAAAAAAGGCUACAACUGGCAAAGCAGGUGGUGGAAAUCAAGGAAGGGAAACUAAAACAAAAUCUACCAAAAAGAAAUACCUACAAGGAAAAAUUCGCGAUGUUGAUUCCGAUGAUGAAAAUGUAAAAAUUACAUCAACAAAAAAUGUUGAUCUUAAAUUAAUAUGUUUAGAAGAUAUUAAAACUGAAAUUGUAAAAGAUGAUAAUUUGGCAGUAAUUGAUGAAUUAGUGGAUGAAUUAGCAUUAUAUUUACUACAAAGAGUAAAUAAUCAUGCUAUAUCCGUUGCGGAUCAGUUAGCGCAGAAUAAUAAAACUACUAAUUUAAGCGAAAUUGAAGAACAUUUAAAUGUUUUAGUAACAAACAUUAAGAUAUUUGACAAAGGCAUCAAGCAUAUGGAUAAAACAAAUCAACCUGCUUUAACAAAGUACUUAUUAAAAUCUCUUGGUACUGAUUUUGUGAACGAAUUAUUUAAAUUAGCAGCACAACAAAACAUGCUUCAAAUCCCUGAGAAUAUUACCACUGAAACAAGGCAAAAAAUGCUACUUGACUUGCCAGAAGAUGUAAAAGAUCCUUUAAACAAUAUACACAAAUCUAUUUCUGGAAAUUCCAUAGAUGAGUUCUUAAAUUUUGUAGAUGUUUCAAUGGCAACUUGCUGUCUAGUAUUAAAAAAAUAUGAUAAAAAGAAAAAAAGAGCAUUUAUUUUAGGCCACAGAGAAGCUUUGUUAGAGGAACUUAAUUCUACUCAAGAUCCUGCAUUAGCACUACAUGUAGUCACAAGUAUAUUAUUUACUGCAGCAACACAAGAUGUUUUACACAUGUCUGGAAGACAUGUAUCUACAGUUCUUUCAUUUCUUCAAGCACAGUUACAACCUUCAACAAUGGAAAUAUUAUCUAAAUAUCAUGAUAUGGUGCUAAAAAGUUUAACUUGUUCAGAUGAACAAACAAAGCAUGAUAGUCAAAAGGAAUUAGAAGCUGGAUUGGUAGAAAUUAAAAAUAUUGCAAAUAACUACAAACAACAUUUAAAAAAUGAUAAACCACAAGAAUAG
Messenger RNA from Eufriesea mexicana, 2352 nucleotides. RefSeq names its product UFM1 specific ligase 1 (gene Ufl1). Bases 46 to 2352 code for a protein of 768 amino acids. Gene Ontology annotation, molecular function: UFM1 ligase activity. NCBI's taxonomy places the organism in Eukaryota, Metazoa, Arthropoda, Insecta, Hymenoptera, Apidae. The record is from RefSeq and is a predicted model, not a curated record. Gene Ontology annotation, cellular component: endoplasmic reticulum membrane. The transcript is spliced from 5 exons. Gene Ontology annotation, biological process: protein K69-linked ufmylation; regulation of proteasomal ubiquitin-dependent protein catabolic process; response to endoplasmic reticulum stress.